AUGGAGCCUACCAACUUCACCUUUCUGAAUACCACGGGAGCUUCGAGUCUCUCCAAGCCCGCUACAAAGCGGAUGAGGGCGCACAUCACCAAGACCAAUUUCGCGAAACGGCGCCAGCGGAUUGCUGACGCUACUGCGACUAAACGAUCCCUCGACGUGUCGUCAGGUAGACCGGGAUGGGUGAGUGUCAGCGAAGCAUCCAGUGCCAGUGCCUUUCGCAGACUACAAGAGCUGUCCUUCUUGGAAGGCAACUAUACCCCAGAAAACCCCCGUGAUGAAGCGUGGUUAAGCCUCAUUGCCUCGGAACCGGCCCUGAUCGAAGCAUUACUGGCGGUGGCUGUGCGACAAUGGUCCCCCGGCAGCACAUGGCAAUUACAAGCUGAUAACCAUUCAUACACAGCUGUCAAGUUAGUUAAACAGCUGAUCACGUCUACGCGGCCUAAGACGGAUGGGGUCCUGGGAGCAGUUGUUAGCAUGGCAAUUGGUGCGGCUCUAACACAGGAUCAGGUUGUCUGGAAUAUUCAUAUCAAUGGACUGGUUGAUAUUGUCAAAUCCAGGCAAUUCCAGGCCUUGCCUGUUGUGCCGUCAUGGUUUAUCGAUUUUCUUGUUCAGUUGGUGCUCCUUGGUCCUUAUACAACUCACGCUAAUGAUAUGAAUGGUAGGGACUCAAUCAACAGCAUAUUCGGUUUUCCGCGCGUUUAUCAUCAAAGUAUUGUCGAAGCAUUGGGCGAUGACCAGGGUCAGAGAAUCUCAAAGCUAGCGAAUAUCUGUAAUAGGGUGAUUCAGCUCCGGGAGUUGAUGGAGUUCCGACACCAACACCAGUUCGAUGCCUAUUUUAUAGCUCGAGAGAUUGAAGAGCCUUUGGCUAGAUUACACUAUGAAUUGCGGGCUCUCCGAGUCGAAAGUGAUGCACAGGUUGAUGCUGCUGCACGCGCGAUCGAACUCGUGCUCUAUCUCCUUUGGCCUUCAUCGUCUGGAGCUCAUUUAACCCUCCUGGCUGCUGAGCUGAAAGAUGCCAUAUGCCGGUUUCCGAUUAAGUGCUGUUACUAUAUGAAUCUGACGUCUUUUCAGCUCAUGGUUGGGGCCAUUGCUGCAGAGGAGGGCUCGCUCACGAGAGCAUGGUUUGUCGACCGAUUGGCGAGGGCGGUGCGAGUGAUGCAUUUUCAUGGAUGGAAUGAGCCAUUGGGCAUUAUGCAGAGGAAAUUGACAACUGAUGUCGGUCUGAAUGGGCGGUUCAGGGCCCUGUGGAGGGAAUUACAUCACACGGCUGUUAAUGCAGAAGAUCUAUAG
This is a messenger RNA of Aspergillus sclerotioniger CBS 115572, 1290 nucleotides long. RefSeq lists its product as uncharacterized. Bases 1 to 1290 code for a protein of 429 amino acids. The transcript is spliced from 2 exons. Lineage: Eukaryota; Fungi; Ascomycota; Eurotiomycetes; Eurotiales; Aspergillaceae. The record is from RefSeq and is a predicted model, not a curated record.